CCCUAAGCGAUUUUGGAAAUUGUAUGAGAUUGUGAUAAUAUUUUAUAUCAAAGAUUUUUAUAGCUAUUGUUAAUUAACGUUAUAUUUAAUUAUCAUAUAUAGUUAUUUCAGCUUUAGUUUUUCUACUACAAUGAAUGGUCAAUGAUGAUUCAUUAUUUGUGAAGUCAAACAUAAUCAAGACGAAGCGAAGUUUUAAUAGUUUAUUUGUGUAUUCUUACGUAAAAUAAUCAUGUCUGUGAGUGAAAAAGUAUCCCUUUCUGAUGCAUUAAGCAAUGUGGAUGUUUUGGAUGAAUUAACAUUACCCGAUGAACAACCAUGCAUCGAAGCAGCUCCCUGCUCCAUACUUUACCAAGCUAAUUUUGAUACAAACUUUGAGGAUAGAAAUGGUUUCGUCACCGGCAUUGCAAAAUACAUCGAAGAGGCUACCGUACAUGCCAACUUGAAUGAGUUGCUUGAGGAAGGCAACGACCAUGCUGUGAUGCUUUAUACCUGGAGAUGCUGCAGCCGAGCCAUACCACAGCCGAGAUCCAACGAGCAGCCCGACAGAGUGCACAUAUACGAGCGAACUGUGCAGGUUUUAGCUCCGGAAGUGGACAAGCUGCUGCAGUUUAUGUAUUUUCAGCGUAAAGCGAUCGAGCGCUUCUGUGGCGAGGUGCGUCGGCUCUGUCACGCUGAGAAGCGCCGGGACUUCGUGUCGGAGGCGUACCUGCUCACCUUGGGCAAGUUUGUCAACAUGUUCGCAGUUCUCGACGAGCUGAAGAACAUGAAGAGUUCCGUUAAGAAUGACUAUUCGACGUACAGACGGGCUGCGCAGUUCCUGAAGGUGAUGUCUGAUAGUCAAAGUCUCCAAGAGUCGCAGAAUUUAUCCAUGUUCCUCGCGACGCAGAACAAGAUCAGGGACACCGUGAAGGACGCGCUGGAAAAGAUAAACGGCUACGAGGAUCUCCUGGCUGACGUUGUUAACAUAUGCGUGCACAUGUUCGAAACGAAGAUGUACCUUACACCAUCGGAGAAGCACAUGCUUGUCAAAGUCAUGGGCUUCGGUCUGUUCUUGAUGGACUCGGAUGCGUGCAACAUAAACAGACUGGAUCAAAAGAAAAAGAUACGCCUGGAUCGCAUCGAUAGAAUAUUUAAGAACCUGGAAGUGGUACCGUUGUUCGGUGAUAUGCAGAUAGCGCCGUUCAACUACAUCAAGAGAUCGAAGCACUAUGAUCCCAGCAAAUGGCCGCUCUCGUCGAGUCCGAACCCGCCCUCCCCCCAAGCGGAUCUGAUGGUCCACCUCCCGCAGAUAAGGGAGGAACACCAGAACUAUAUAUCGGAGCUGGCGAGAUACAGUAACGAGGUGACGACAACGUUCAAGGAGGCGGGCUCCGACUCCGAGAACCGCGCCGUGACGGAGCUCUGCCUGCGCGGCUUGCAGCUGCUCUCGUCGUGGUGCUCCGUGCUCACGGAGCUCUGCUCGUGGAAGCUGCUGCACCCCACCGACCACGCCACUAACCCGCGGUGUCCUGCCGAAGCGGAAGAGUACGAGAGGGCGACCCGAUACAACUACACGUCCGAGGAGAAGUUCGCAAUGAUAGAGGUGAUCGCCAUGAUCAAAGGUCUCCAAGUGCUGAUGGCGAGGAUGGAGACGGUCUUCGCUGAUGCAGCGCGGCGGUCCAUAUACGCGGAACUGCAGGACUUCGUGCAACUACUGCUGAGGGAACCCCUCCGAAAGGCCAUCAAGAACAAAAAGGAUUUGAUACGCAGCAUCGUGGUGUCGGUGCGCGAGACGUGCGGCGACUGGGCGCGGGGCUGCGAGCCGCAGCUGGACCCCGCGCUGCGCGGGAAGAAGGACGCCGACGCCAGCUUCGCCAUCAAGGUGCCGCGCCGGAACGUGGGACCAUCGUCGACCCAGCUGUACAUGGUGCGCACCCAGCUGGAGGCGCUCAUCUCCGACAAGUCUGGAGGUCGGAGGACGCUGCGGAAGGAUCUCGACGCGGCUACACUUCAACAGAUCGAGACGUUCCACAGGCAGAGUUUCUAUUGGAUGUAUAUGUUGAAUUUGGCGGAUUCCCUGGCGAAGUGCUGUGAUCUAUCCCAGUUGUGGUACAGAGAGUUCUAUCUCGAGAUGACCAUGGGGAGGAAAGUUAAUAAAUGCACAGUGCGACAUCAGCACAAUGAAGAAUGUAACGACCUUAUCACGAUGGAGAAGAGGAUCCAGUUCCCCAUCGAGAUGUCCAUGCCCUGGAUCCUGACUGAUCAUAUCCUCCGGAGCAAGGAGCCCGCGAUGAUGGAAUACGUCUUAUACCCCUUGGAUCUCUACAACGACUCCGCUCAGUACGCGCUGACGGUCUUCCGCAAGCAGUUCCUGUACGACGAGGUCGAGGCCGAAGUGAACCUGUGCUUCGAUCAAUUCGUCUACAAACUCUCCGAACUCGUCUAUGCUCACUACAAGCAACUGGCGUCGAGCAUGCUGCUGGACAAGCGGUACCGCGCGGAGUGCGCGGCGCGCGGGGCCAGCACGGGCUGCGGCGCGGGCCGGUACGCGUCGCUGCUGCGCCAGCGGCACGUGGCGCUGCUGGGCCGCCACGUCGACCUCUGCGCGCUCGUCGCUCAACGAAUAAACGCGGACAUGCAUCGCGCGCUGGACGCGGCGGUCGCCAAGUUCGAGGCGGGCGACAUCACGGGCGUGGUGGAACUCGAGGGUCUGAUCGCCGUCAACCGGCUCUGCCACAAGCUGCUCAGCCGCUACCUGUCGCUGGACGAGUUCGAGGCCAUCCUGCGCGAGUCGGACCACGGCGUGCUGGCGCCCUACGGACGGAUCACGCUGCACGUUUUCUGGGAGUUGAACUACGACUUCUUGCCCAACUAUUGUUACAACGCUGCGACUGAUCGGUUCGUGAAAUGUCGCGGUAUACAGUUCGCGCCGGUGGUGCAGCGCGAGAAGCUGCAGCAGUUCGGGCACGCCAUGCUGUGGGGCUCCAAGCAGCUCAGCCUGGCGUAUUCGGCUCAAUACGCUCAGUACAACGGCUUCGUGGGCCCGCAGCACCUGCACGCGCUGGUGCGGCUGCUGGGCUACCAGGGCGUGGCGGUGGUGGUGUCGGAGCUGCUGGGCGUGGCGCGCGGGCUGCUGCACGGCACGCUGGCGCAGUUCACGCGGGCGCUGGCCGCCGCCAUGCCGCGCCACUGCAAGCUGCCGCGGUACGACUACGGCUCCAACGGUGUUUUGGGUUAUUAUCACGCGCAACUGACGGACAUCGUCCAAUACCCGGACGCGAGGACGGAGCUCUUCCACGCUUUCAGGGAACUCGGCAACAUCAUACUGUUCUGUAUGCUGAUCGAGCAGGCUCUAUCACAAGAGGAGGUGACGGACCUCCUCCACGCGGCUCCCUUCCAGAACAUCUUGCCGCGACCGUACACGGCGGAGGGCGAGAAACUGGAAACGAAACAGAAGCGUCUCGAGGCGAAGUACUCGGCGUUACAGAUCGUGCAGAAUGUGGAGAAGUACGGCACUGCGAAGCAGAGCCAGCUGUCCCGCGAGGGCGACCUGCUGACGCGCGAGCGGCUGUGCUGCGGCCUGUCGCUGUUCGCGGUCGUGCUGCGCCGCCUGCGCGCGUGUCUGGCCGCGCCGCAGUGGCCCGCGCCCCCCGCGCCGCCGCACCACGCCCCGCUGCACACCGACGACACCGCCGAGUUCCACAGGUUGUGGUCAGCGCUCCAAUUUCUAUACUGUAUCCCCGUGGGCGACACUCAGUUUACAGUCGAGGAACUCUUCGGCGAGGGUCUCCACUGGGCUGGAUGCACGAUUAUUGCGUUGCUGGGUCAGCAGAGACGCUUCGAGGCCCUGGACUUUUGUUACCAUAUUCUGCGCGUGCAACGCGUCGAUGGAAAGGAUGAACUGGUUAAGGGAAUCCCCCUGAAGCGCAUGGUGGACCGCAUCAGACGGUUCCAGGUGCUGAACUCGCAGAUCUUCAGCGUGCUCGGGAGGCACCUCGCCGCGGACGACGAGCGCGCCGGCGUGGAGCACGUGCGCUGCUUCCCCCCACCCGCCGCCACCCACCACAACUGAGAGAAAUUCAACGAGCAUACGAACUGAGCACGUUAACUCCAGUUUUACUCCAGGGAAAAUAUUUUAUACUGAAUACCGAUAUUCCGUUAAUACGACUAUAUAAUGAGUUAUUAUUUUUCUUAGUAGUAAUUAUUGCAGUCCCACGGUCGAACGGACAAAUUUAAUGGUUAAUAUCGAAUAUUUAAUAUCGGAAGCUUAAAUUCAAUCGCAAAAUCUUCCCCAUAACCGAAUAUUGCAUCCAAUUAAAGUGUAUAGUGUUCAAGAGGUGCUUAAAUCGUUUAGAUAGAAAUCAUCAAGUCGAUUCCAACAGCCGGACGAGUGAGGGGUCGUUCAUUUAUUACGUAAGACUGUUUUCGCUAGUUUUUGAUCCCCUCCCCCUUUAUCAUAAGAAAAAAUAAGAAUAGGCUGACCCCCUCCGCCCCUGUUGUCUUUUGUAAUGAUUAUUUUUCAAAUAUUUUUUUGUUUCCUUGUAAUGUCAAAGGUACUAAAAAUCUUUAUUGUUUGGCUCGUCCAUUGUCAUGGAAUAUAUACGUAAUAUCGGUUUAUACCUAAACGCAUCCGAGCGAACUAUUUUAAUGGUAAUUUUUAACAUUGAAACACCUCCCCACCCCCUUGUAAGAAAACCUAAGACAUGGUCGACCACCUCCCCCCCCCCCUAAACUCGUCUUACGUAAUAAAUGAAUGGGCCCUAAGGAUUAACGAUACUGUAUCAACUAACUGUAGUUUAUUCCAUACACUUGAAAAUUUGACAUCGGAGUGACGUCACUAUUUCGCAAAUCCUCAUGACAUCUUUCGACCAAUGACGUUCCGACGAUUCAAGGUCAGAUUUGUUUACGUUUCCUCCCGCCAUUGAAAUAGAUAAUGUUAGUUAUGUUGCAUAUGUUAAAUGUUAAGUAGUUUAGUUUUAUGCAGACUCUGCAAAAGUAUUAUACUAUAUUUAAGCACUUUAUUAAUAGUAAUUUUACAUAUUGUAAACAUUUUUAUUCUUAUACUAUUUAAAGUCCAUUGUAACUCGAAUCGAACUCGUGUAGAACAAAAUGCUCAUGUCAUUGGUCGAUGAGCGCGGCUAGAGCGAAUCCGACUUUCUUGCUUUGAGUUCGUUUCAGAGUUUAAGGGACAGUGUGUUAGGUAUAAGUACACCUCUUUACAUGACGGUACAUUCCAAUACCAGAAUGGCGAGAA
Vanessa tameamea is the source of this 5233-nucleotide messenger RNA. RefSeq names its product cytoplasmic FMR1-interacting protein (gene Sra-1). The transcript is spliced from 28 exons. Lineage: Eukaryota; Metazoa; Arthropoda; Insecta; Lepidoptera; Nymphalidae. Gene Ontology annotation, biological process: cell morphogenesis; cell projection assembly; regulation of translation. Gene Ontology annotation, molecular function: RNA 7-methylguanosine cap binding; small GTPase binding. The record is from RefSeq and is a predicted model, not a curated record. Gene Ontology annotation, cellular component: SCAR complex; synapse; neuron projection. Bases 230 to 4051 code for a protein of 1273 amino acids.